Cottoperca gobio is the source of this 3459-nucleotide messenger RNA. It is a transcript of the gene rasa2, whose product is annotated as RAS p21 protein activator 2. The record is from RefSeq and is a predicted model, not a curated record. Gene Ontology annotation, biological process: intracellular signal transduction; regulation of GTPase activity. Bases 139 to 2607 code for a protein of 822 amino acids. The transcript is spliced from 24 exons. Lineage: Eukaryota; Metazoa; Chordata; Actinopteri; Perciformes; Bovichtidae.
GCUUUAAAGCACCAGUGUUACGGGAGCUGCGGUGACGCGGCAGUGGGGCUGGCUUCCUCCACUCUAGCUGCAUUCAUAAACGGAUAUGAUAAAGCAGCGCUGAGCGCACCGGAGCAGCGACAACAGUCAGCGCUCACCAUGGCGGAAGAGGACGACGCGAGGAUUCGGAUUUUACAGAGCCUGCGGGGGAAAAUAUGUGAAGCUAAGAACCUAGGUCCGGUCUCAGGUCCAAAUCGACAAAAGGAUCUCUGCACCUUUUGCACCAUAAGUCUGGACCAGGAGGAGGUGUUCCGCACCAAGGUGUUCGACAAAAGUGCCAGCCCUUUCUAUGGAGAGGACUUCUACUUCGAGAUCCCUCGUCCAUUUCAGUGUUUAUCCUUCUACGUGUAUGCCAAGGGCGUUUUCCAGAGGGACCAACCUGUUGGCAAGGUGUCAAUCAGGAAGGAUGACCUGUUUAAAUACAGUGGGAAGGAGCACUGGUGUAGCCUUCAUCCAGUGGAUCCUAACUCAGAAGUCCAGGGUAAGGUUCACUUGGAGAUGCGAUUAAAUGAAGUGAUCACAGAGAACGGCUCAGUAGGUCAACACUUAGUUGUCCGGAUAAUCGAGUGCCAGGGUCUGCCUCUCAUCAGUGGGCAGAAUUGUGACCCCUAUGCGACCGUGUCUCUCGUCGGACCUGCCAGGUCCGACCAAAAGAAAACGAAGGUAAAGAAGAAAACCAGCAACCCUCAUUUUGAAGAGACGUUCUUCUUUGAGGUCACACGGUCCAGCAGCUACUCUAAAAAGUCUCAUUUCCAAGUGGAGGAGGAGGACAUUGAAAAACUGGAGAUCAAAGUUGAUUUGUGGAACAAUGAGAAUCUGGCUCAGGAUGUGUUUCUGGGGGAGACGCGGGUCCCUGUGAAGAUCCUGCGACAUGACCACAUUCACAAAGCCUGGUACCUCCUCCAGCCCAAAGGGAACGGCAGCAAGUCCAAGUCUGAUGAUUUGGGAUCCCUGCGUUUGAAGCUGACCUACAUAGAAGACACGGUGCUGCCAUCUGCCUUCUACACACCGCUCUGCAACCUGCUGCUCAAAUCCCCCGAUGUGAAGCCCAUCUCGGCGUCAGCAGCACACAUCUUGGGGGACAUCUGCAGAGAGCGAUACGAGGCUGUUCUGCCCACGGCUCGACUGCUGCUCCACCACAAUCGCUUUGUGCCUUUUGUCUCUGCUGUGGCAGCACUAGAGCUGGACAACACUCAGGAGGCGAACACUAUAUUUCGUGGCAACUCACUGGCAACACGCUGCAUUGAUGACAUGAUGAAGAUUGUGGGAAAGAAUUACCUGGCGGUUACACUGAAGCCUGUAAUAGAUGAGAUUUGUGAAUCCAACAAAACCUGUGAGAUUGACCCCGUUAAACUAAAAGAAGGUGACAACGUGGAGGUCAACAAGGAGAACCUUCAGGGUUAUGUGCAGAAAGUCUUCUCCUCCAUCACACAGUCGAGCUCCAGCUGUCCGCCCCUCAUGUGCGAUGUCUUCAGGUCACUGAGACAUCUGGCCUGCAAACGCUUUCCAGCUGACCCACAUGUUCAGUACUCGGCCGUCAGCAGCUUUGUUUUCCUGCGGUUCUUCGCUGUUGCUGUUCUUUCUCCGCACUCCUUCCAGCUCCGCUCGCACCAUCCUGAUCCUGAGAUUUCCCGCACACUUACCCUCAUCUCAAAAACAAUCCAGACGCUGGGCAGCUGGGGGAGUUUGUCGAAAAAACUGUCUAGUUUCAAAGAAACCUACAUGUACGACUUCUUCAAAUCAUUCCAAGAAGACAAGUGUAUCGAAAAAGUUAAAAAGUUCCUUGAUGAGAUCUCCACUAACAUCAGCAAAGAGUCCAGUGGGCUGGAGGACGCAGUGGUGCUCAAGGAGGGGGAAGUACAGAAACGUGCCCAGGGGAGGAAACGCCUUGGCAAGAAAAACUUUAAAAAGCGAUGGCUCAGAGUGACCAACAGGGAGCUCUCCUACCACAAACAUAAAGGGAAAGAGGCCCUCUGCAUCAUCAAUGUGAAGAACAUCCAGGCGGUGGAGAAACUGGAUGAAAGUGCCUUUAACCGCAAAAAUAUGUUUCAGGUGGUCCACUCUGAGAAGCUUCUGUAUGUGCAAGCAGGAAACUGUGUGGAGGCCAGUGAGUGGUUGGAGGUGCUGGGCCCGGUCAGCCGCUGCAACGAGGGCCGCCUCUCCACCUUCCAUCCAUCAAAUUACACCAGUGGAGCCUGGCAGUGCUGCAAGAGCCAGAGUAGCAACGCAGCGGGCUGUAAGCCCUGCACCACCACCGUGCUGGCCAACCUGCAGCUGGACAUCGACUGUGACCGGGAAACGGAGAGAAUCUUUUCCCUCCUCUCCUCAAACGACACCAAGCUCCAGAACAUGGAGGAUGCAUGUGCCAGUAUGGCGGUGUACCAGGGCCCUCAGCGGGAGCAGGAGGAGUACUCCAAGUUCACCAUUCAGGAACCCAAAGAGACCUUUCAGACACUCAAACAGCUCCGGAACAUCAUGGAGGAACUUCAGAGGCAGCACAACAUCCGCAGUGACACCACGCCGCAGUACGGGAGCCUGGACAACCCCAUAGUGGGGAAAACCUCUUAACCCGGGCGGAGCGGUGUGGCCUGAAACAGCCGUACCAGCAGGUGUCGGUGCACCACGCAGCGUUUUACCGGGUCCUAAAGGAGCCCCUGGAGUUGUCCCAGCGAGAGCGCCCGCUGUGUGUCCAGGAGGAGAGCGAACGAUACACCCUGACCUCCAGACAUCACGAGUCCACUACAGCAGUGACCGCCUAAGAAGGGAAACCAGAACAAGCUUCUCUCCUCGGCCUUUGAAAUGAGCGAACCCUUAGGUUUUCUUCUGAUCCCUCUUCCUCGUCUUAAUUUAUGUCCUCUUUUACGUCUACGUGUGUGAAAAAGGCAUCAUUACAUGGUGUGUGAAUAGGCUGCUAAUUUUUUUUUAUUCACCCAAUUUAUUUUAGAUCAACAGCUGUGAUGCUCGCCCAAAUCUUUUACGGUUUUGCUCUGACGUCUAUCUUCAGAGUUGAUUUAAUAAUCAUCUUUGUGGAGGAUCGUCCUCUGUUUGUGCCCCUUUUAUCUUUCUCCACUCUUAGUGUCCUUCCUCUUCUGAACAAAUGUGUAUAUAUAUUUUCAGAGGACCGUUAAGUAGAGGAAACCGAUCUGCCUUACUUUGGAUGUUUCUUCACAUUUAAUGCUGAGGGAAUAAUGCAGAAGCACUUUACAUAUUUGGAGCUCUCCAAAUGGAAAUGAUUAGAUACUUGGUAUCAGAUUUCCCCAUUUUGAUCAGUUACAUGAUCUUGAGUACAUUUUUCUUUGAUCCAUUCGUGUACAAUAACAUUUAUAGCCUGUAGAUUUUAAGAUAUUUUUCUCGACCAAAGACAUUUUCAUAGGUGUGACUUGAAUUUUUUUUAUGUAUUUUCUAUACAAAUGUUUUAAA